Molecule: messenger RNA, 692 nt
Organism: Chanos chanos (milkfish)
Lineage: Eukaryota; Metazoa; Chordata; Actinopteri; Gonorynchiformes; Chanidae
Gene: jdp2a
Product: Jun dimerization protein 2a
Exons: 4
Coding region: 111-596 (161 amino acids)
Biological process (GO): regulation of transcription by RNA polymerase II
Cellular component (GO): nucleus
Molecular function (GO): RNA polymerase II cis-regulatory region sequence-specific DNA binding; DNA-binding transcription factor activity, RNA polymerase II-specific
Source: RefSeq, a predicted model, not a curated record
UGCAACGAUUUCCACUUUUUAAAAUCUACUCGCGACCUUCAGCUGACCUGAAAAAGGGACAUCAAGCGAGCCUGGGAUCGAAGUCAGCUGUGGGCGUGGGCGUGUGUGACAUGAUGCCCGGACAGAUUCCUGACCCAUCUCUGACGGCCGGCUCUCUGCCUAGUCUAGGCCCGCUGGCGGGAAUCUCUGCUACCACGCUGACCGACCAGCUCAAAUACGCAGACCUCUGCAGCCUGGGUGCCAUGCUCUCCCCACUUCAUCUACUGGGCAAACUAGGAAAACGAACCCUGCCAAUUAAAACUGAGAAAGAUGAAGAGGAGGAGAGAAGGAAACGAAGGAGAGAGAAAAACAAAGUCGCCGCAGCACGAUGUCGGAACAAAAAGAAGGAGCGAACAGAAUACUUACAAAGGGAAUCGGAGCGUCUGGAGAUGAUGAACUCUGAACUCAAAGCUCAGAUUGAGGAGCUCAAACAUGAACGACAACAGCUCAUACUUAUGCUGAACCGCCACCGGCCCACCUGCAUCGUGCGGACAGACAGCGUGAAGACCCCCGAGAGCGAAGCCAACCCUCUCCUGGAGCAGCUGGAGGGCAAGUGAGCUCAGACUGACGUGUUGCCAUGGUUACUGUUUACAUCUAAGCCUCUGUACAGCUAGCUAGCUAGCAGCACUUAGCUCAAAAAACUCUUUCUUGGA